AUCGGUGUUGUCGCGCGCGCAGAAGAGGUGGCCGUGUACGCGAUGAGCAGAAGCUGAGACCGAGAUGAGGAUGUUGCGGAUCGUAGCAAGAGGACGGCGACCGACCCUUCUUCUCAAUUGCUCCGCUGCUGCUAAAGCUGUAUUGACCAACAGAACCGAUGCUCAUGGAUCAAAAGUUCAGUGGUGCGCUAUAUCGAAUGCCGCAUCUGUUUCUUCUGAGCUACCAAUUUCUCGUAAAAGUCGCAAGCGGAUUCCAAAAGAUGAACGUCAAGCUAUGGUGGAACGUUAUGUUAAUGAGAAUCGCCUUUGCAGGUACAGAGUAAAGAAUGCGGGGAAGUUUCCAACUGCUUCUGAUGCUAUGAAUCAUGUUGGUGGUUCUUAUUAUGUCAUUAGAAAGAUUAUUCAGGAGCUAGAGCACAAAUCCAAGUUACCUCAAUCGACUAGCGGAACUGAAAUAUCAUCAGGACCCAAGCUAAAUCUUGUGAAGAAAUCCGGGACUAAAGUUGACACCUAUAGCAGCAAAGUGUCUGUGAAUGCUGUGACUGAAGUUGAAGAUGAUAGGUUGAUGAUUGUUGUUGCUGAGAGUCAGGGUUCAAGAGAAGAAAUUACAGAUGUUUCUCAUUUGAGUCGUGACAAAUUACAGGAUAUUAAGAGGAAGGAAGUAUGGGAUGAUGAUAGCGAUAGUGUAGCUGAGAAGAGUAGUGUCGAGAUGGAAGUACAGAAUGUCUCUUUGGAUGUUCAUCCACAUGAAGAUAAUGCUAGGGAUUCCCUCAGAGAAAAUUUGACAGAUUCUGGUGCUUCAGAGCUGCGAAAGGAGCCUUCACACGAUGUUGAGACAGAAGAAUCUGUUAAGAGGAACGAUGACGUGGACGUAUCCAGAGAAUCAUCUCUGUGGGCAAAUCUUAAAUCUUUUGCAGUAAGUAUCUGGAAGAAACUGUAAAUUCUCGAGGUAAUCGUUUGGACUUUACAGGAACCUGUUUUUGCCAAAUGAGGUUAAUAGAUGGAUGUCCUCCUUUAGUCUUCCCGGUAUUUCUUGUAUGUUUAUGGAGAGAGAGAGAGAGAGAGAGAGAGAGAGAGUAUGUAAAUACAUUUCAGCGGCAUCCUCUGUGGAGCCACGGGGUCUGGCGCUGACCUUCCUAAAACUAAUGAGUGACGAGUCGCUCACAAGUUAAAUAUGAACUGCUCAUCAUCAUUUCAAGAGCACACAGUCAGAAGACUCGGAGCCCCAAAGAUGGUCGACCGGCCUUACAAAGCCCGGCAGCCAAGUCUCUUACGAUGCCAAGAAACAGGGGCACGACGAGAGUGAAAUUCUUAAGAGUUGAGUGUGGAAGCAUCGCUUUGUGCGAGGACUCGGGGAGAAUUUCUCUUUCUUAUCUAAUACAGAGGUUCUGGUGGGGGUAAGAUGCCGCUUUGAGCUGCGAGGUUUGUCUCGUGAGCAAAGGGUCUCUUGGAAGAUGUUGUAAUGUUCCUGAAGGUUGUGCUGAGCACUUAGAAUUGUCAAUAUGCAAAGAACAAACACAACAAUUUAUGUAGCUCUAUGCCCAGGCAGGAUAACGGUCGUCCCUGGUUUCCUCAGCUUUGUACCAUCUUUCUGGACUCUUUAACUAGCUUUAUAGCCCGCCCGAUGCGGAGACUGAAUGAUAAUAAUUUAAACUAGGACAUAUGUAGAAUUUACCUAUGGAA
Molecule: messenger RNA, 1683 nt
Organism: Syzygium oleosum
Lineage: Eukaryota; Viridiplantae; Streptophyta; Magnoliopsida; Myrtales; Myrtaceae
Exons: 4
Coding region: 65-940 (291 amino acids)
Source: RefSeq, a predicted model, not a curated record